This is a messenger RNA of Cucurbita maxima (winter squash), 1408 nucleotides long. RefSeq names its product cytochrome b561 and DOMON domain-containing protein At5g35735-like. The coding region runs from base 139 to 1305 and encodes 388 amino acids. The record is from RefSeq and is a predicted model, not a curated record. NCBI's taxonomy places the organism in Eukaryota, Viridiplantae, Streptophyta, Magnoliopsida, Cucurbitales, Cucurbitaceae. The transcript has 3 exons.
GAGAAACAGAGUGUUUCACAAACCAAAUAAAAUUUACAAAUUUACUGAAUUUUCAUUCGAAUUAAUCGCAAUAAAUACUCACUUGCUUCUUCUUCUUCCUCCCUGAAUCGACAGCAAAAACUGAAACAGAGUUCAGCCAUGGAAAUGAAACUCCACACCUUCUUCUCCUCUGUUCUUAUCCUCCUCCUCUGUUUCUGCCGGCCGGCGUCCGCUCAGAUUUGCAGAAGCUACAAUGGGUUUGCAACCAAUCAAGUGUUCGCAGCCUGUGUGGAUCAUCCAGUGCUCAACACCUUCCUCCAUUGGACCUACAAUCCAUCCAACACCACCUUGAGAAUGGCCUUCCGGCGCCCUUCCACCUCUCCCAAUCAAUGGAUUUCAUGGGCCAUUAACCCACAGGGCCUCGCCAUGUUUGGAUCUCAAGCUCUCAUCGCUUACCGGAAUUCCUCUGCUCUCCCUCAUGUUUACACUUCCAGCGUCGAUCCCCCUGGUCCGACACUGCAACAGAGCACCCUGAGAUUCGCGGUUCCUGAUCUUUCAGCGACUUAUGUGAACAACGAGCUCACCAUUUUCGCAACGAUUCGGCUCCCCUCCAACAUGAAGACCAUUAAUCAAGUCUGGCAGGUCGGUCCCAUGAUCGGAGGCUCUCCAUCUUCCCAUUCGCUCGCCGAAGAAAACAGAGCAUCCAGAUCUAAACUCGAUUUGCUUACUGGAUCCUCCACGGCGGCGGAGGAUACGGUUUUAAAGAAGAGAAACAUUCAUGGGGUUUUGAACGCUGUUAGUUGGGGGACAUUGAUGCCGAUCGGCGCCAUUUUCGCUAGAUAUUUGAGGGCUUUCAAAGGUGCAGAUCCGGCCUGGUUUUACCUUCACGUCGCUUGUCAAUCCUCCGCCUACGCUGUCGGUGUCGCCGGUUGGGCUACCGGCAUAAAACUCGGCAGAGAUUCCACCGCCGUUCAAUACGACACCCACCGCAACAUCGGAAUCACUCUGUUCGUGUUCGGAACUCUUCAGGUUUUCGCUCUGCUUUUGAGGCCGAAGAAGGAUCACAAAUACAGAAUCUACUGGAACGCAUACCAUCACUCGGUCGGAUACAGUGUGAUUGUUCUGAGUAUCAUUAACGUCUUCAAAGGAUUAGAUAUCUUGAGGCCCGAUGAGAAAUGGAAACGGGCUUACACCGGAAUCAUCAUAUUCCUGGGCGCCGUCGCCGUCGUUCUUGAAGUGAUCACAUGGAUCAUUGGGAUCAAGAGAAAGAGAACCAGCUCUGAUGAUAAGUUUCGAAAUAACAAUAAUGGACAAAACGGGGUUUGAUUAUUGAUGAUUUACAUUUUUAAGUGUUUUUUUUGUUUCUUUUGGACUAUUUUUAGAGAUUGGUAGUGAGGUUAUUAUAUUUGUAGAUUUUUUUUUUUUUUUA